AUGUGCCACUUGAAAAUUUUAUAUGAGUUGGAAUGUUGGAUAGAGUGGCAGGGUACUUUCCGACCUGAAGACUUUCACUUGAAAGAGCGGUCUCCUUAUUUUCUCAACUUGUACACACAUAUGGCAAGGUCAUGGAAAUGCUUAACGAUUGUCAAUUGAAACGCCUUGUAUCUGCUUUUCUGCACCAGAAUUCAAGUAUACUCUCCUCGAUGUUGUUGCAAUGCUUUACAAUAAUCCUUUUUAUAAACUUUGUACAAUACGAAGUUGAGAAACUCUGAAAUUAAUAUAUCUUAUCUGGCAAACUGGGAACUUCGCAUCACGGAAAUCGGUGGACUGAGGUAUGGGAAUGAUGCCCUCAAGCUUCAUGAUCAUCCAACAUCAGUUUGGGCUUUAAAUAUAGAAGUGGUAUUAUUUCAGUAUCCCUGUGCUUCUUUUAUAUACCAGAGAUGAGAAUUGUCCGUGUUCUGUUGCUGUUUUCUGUAUUCUUGCUUCCUAGUCAUUUUUCAUCGUAUCUUUGCAUUAAUUCAAGUGCAUCUAAUGGGUGUUUGGCAUAUGAUGGAACAGAGAAGUGCCUUCUGAAAUUCUGUUCUUAUAAUGCAAGUGCUUGCUGCGAUUCUGCCAAAGAUAUGCAUUUGCAGCAGCUAUUUCAGACAUUCAACAUCUCCAAUAUUGCAUGUGCUUCUCUCCAAAAGUCAGUCUUAUGUGCAAUAUGUGACCAGAUUUUUGCUGAACUUUUUAAAGGGGAAUCAGGCCUUAGAAAUGUCUCUGCUCAGGGCAGCUUCACAUUUUUAGAGAGGUCUAGUCGUUCUCAGGAUAAUUCUUCAACUGAGUUUUGCAUGAAGGUGUGGGAUACAUGUGAAAAUAUAUCCAUAUUGAAUUCCCCAUUUGCUUCUUCAAAGAAAGGAAGAGCUGGUAAGCAAAUGUGUCCCUCUUGUUCCAAACUGAUGGAUGAAUGGCAGUUGAAGAAAGGUUUCUGUGAAGCAUUAGUUAGAUCUUUAGAUACAGGAGAGUUGCCUUUUUGUGAUGAAUCUGUUUCCCACUCGAAAGUAGAAGCUCCUUGGCCUGUAGAUGGUCUGUGCCUUGAGAAAAUUGGAAAUGGGGCAUAUAUUAAUAUGGUUCCGCAUCCUGAUGGUUCCAACCGUGUCUUCUUGUCGAACCAGCAAGGGAAAACAUGGUUGGCAAACGUUCCUGACAGGGGAUCUAAUGGGAUUUUGGGCAUUGUUGAAUCCAAACCAUUUCUAGACUUAACCAAAGAAGUGGCCUUCGAUAUUGGGGUCGGUUUAAUUAGCAUGGCAUUUCAUCCAAACUUUGUAAACAAUGGCCGCUUCUUUAUGUCAUUUAACUGUGAUAAAAUGAAACAGCCAGGAUGUGUUGGGAGAUGUUCAUGUAAUACAGAUGUGGAUUGUGAUCCCGCAAAGCUUGGUGCCGAUUAUGGAGUCCAGCCAUGUCAAUAUCAUAGCAUUGUCGCAGAGUAUACUGUUAAUGAUACUUUAUCAAAGCCUUCCUUGGCAAAAAGAGCAAAUUCAGCAGAAGUGACAAGGAUAUUAACAAUGGGCCUUCCAUACAGCAGCGGUCACGCGGGUCAAAUUCUUUUUGGACCUGCAGACGGGUAUCUCUACCUUAUGAUUGCAGAUGGUUCAGAUGGAGAUGAUCCUUACAAUUUUGCACAAAACAAGAAAACAUUGCUGGGAAAGAUCUUGAGAAUUGAUGUAGAUCAUAAACCAAGUGUGACGGAAAUUAAUGAGCUAGGUCUAUGGGGAAAUUAUUCUAUACCAAAAGAUAAUCCAUAUAUAGCUGACAAGGAACUAGAACCCGAGAUCUGGGCCUUAGGUUUUCACAAUCCUUGGCGUUGCAGUUUUGAUUCAGAAAGACCAUCCUACUUCAUUUGUGGAGAGCCUGGACAGGAUCACUAUGAAGAGGUUGACAUUAUCAGAAAGGGUGGGAAUUAUGGGUGGCAAGUUUACGAAGGUCCUCUGCUUUUCCAUCCAGCACCAACAGAAUCUCCAGCAGAAUCUCCUGGAGGAAACACUUCUAUCAGUUCAAUAAAUCCCAUUUUUCCUGUAAUGGGCUAUAACCAUUCUGAGAUAGAUACCAAUAUCGGAUCAGCCUCAAUAACGGGUGGUUAUUUCUAUCGUUCCAGGAUUGAUCCAUGCUUGUAUGGCAGGUAUUUGUACAUGGAUUUGUAUGGAGUAGGUUUAUGGGCCGGCACUGAAAAUCCUGAAAACAGUGGGAAAUUCAACACCACCAGAAUUCAAUUCAAAUGUGCUCACGACUCUCCAAUCCAAUGUAGUUAUAUGGCAGGAAGUCCUCAACCUGACGUGGGUUAUGUGUUCUCAUUUGGAGAAGAUAAUAAGAAGGAUGUUUAUAUUCUAACCAGCACAGGUGUAUAUAGAAUAGCACGACCAAGCCGCUGUAAUUUCACAUGUUUAGAACAACAUUUUGCAACUCCAACUCCACAUUCUUCUUCUCCAAAGUUACUGAGUGGGAGGAAAAUUAUUGUUUUAUUUCUUUCUGUUUUGUUACUCAUCCUGGAUGACAUGUCAUUUGUAUAUGGCUAGAACGAUCUGUCAUCCACGUAAAUUUGUAAUAACCGACUCGUCAUUCAGUCACUGGAGUAUAAUUAUCAUUUGGGUUAUAUUACAAUAAAAUGUUUUUCUCUCUGAU
Pistacia vera is the source of this 2664-nucleotide messenger RNA. RefSeq names its product HIPL1 protein-like. The record is from RefSeq and is a predicted model, not a curated record. The coding region runs from base 447 to 2558 and encodes 703 amino acids. NCBI's taxonomy places the organism in Eukaryota, Viridiplantae, Streptophyta, Magnoliopsida, Sapindales, Anacardiaceae. The transcript is spliced from 6 exons.